GAACAAUAUUUAAAACAUUUCCUGAUUUUAGGCCUUCGUUCGCCUAUUAUUUUGCUUUGCCUAGACUCUUAACACGAAGAGGUAGAAUAGUAUGCUUAGAGUAAUUUGUCCACAUUUUUGUACGGUUUUCUGCUUAACUGUCUUAUUCAAGUGUCUCGCAGGAAAUCACGAACGUCCUAACAGAACAUAACGUUACAACUUGCAUCAUCACAUUCCUUAGCCUGGGUUGAAGAGAAUUACAGCAAACCCCACUUGGUGAUGCUUCCGGCCGAUGCUUGAAGCCGACUUUCUUCGGGUAUUUUCGUACCAAAAGGCUUGCGGCGCUCGUUCGCUUUCGGGUAUGUCUGACAGUGGGCGGGGAAAGGCGGAAACGAAGUAGUUGCGAUUCUUCUACCCGUUCAAGCUUUUAUAGGUGAUAAAUAAUGUCGGUGUCGCCUGUAAGUGCUAGUUCUACAGCUGUUUCCUCCGGUGCUUCUAGGACGGAGGAGCCAGACACCGGGCAAGCACUCAGGAUUCCUGCUGCAGAGGGAAACAUGGUGCAGAACAGCUCUGAAGGUGUAGCAGAACUAGCUGAAUUAUCCAUAUCAGAGAUUUCCAAGCAAAAGGAGGACCAAAGACCGCAGAGUUUUCCACUUCUUAAUGUGUCUUCUGCUGGGAAUUCUGGGAGUGAUGAUGGCAUUCUUAGAGAUCGAAAACUGAAUAGACAGAGUGACCAGCCUUCAUCACCUCAGCAGAUUAAGACAACUGCCAGUGCUCCACUUCCAGUCCAAAAUGUUUCUAGUGAUUCUGUAGCAUUACAGUCUGAUAAUGGUGGGACAUCAGUGCUGUCUGUUGAAGCAUUACCCAGCAUUCUAGAUAAUGGGCCCCAAGUUCAUAUCCCUGCCUUCACACCUCCAUCUACCUGGACUUCUCCAAAGAUUGCAGAAUUUAAAUCCAAGAUGAAGCAAGAGAAAAAUGCAGUGACAACUGUGAGCCGUGGGGAUGUUUUGACCAUGCGGGUUCCCACCCAUCCUGAUGGCAAGCGUCUUUGCUGGGAGUUUGCAACUGAUGGGUAUGACAUUGGCUUUGGGAUAUAUUUUGAUUGGAUUCCUGUCACCAGCACUGCCAUCACUUUCCACAUCAGUGAGUCAAGUGAUGAGGAAGACGAGGAGGACAUUGAAGGUCCACAGCCACCAGGUGACGUGGAACGGGGGUCGAAGCACAGCCCACGUUCUCAGUAUAGUGAGAUUUUGCCAGUGUAUCGGAAGGACAGCCAUGUGGAAGUGCAGGCCGGGAGUCAUGAGUACCCUGGAGAGGGAGUGUACCUUCUGAAAUUUGACAAUUCAUACUCCCUUUUGAGAAACAAGAAACUGUAUUACCAUGUGUACUACACAGCUUGAAGGCAGAACAUGUGGCUUUGCUCUGUGUCACACACAGGCUGAAUGUGUUACAAUGAGUAACUGAAGCAUAAAGGAAAGCCAGUCCAAACUCCAUAUGGCCACUGUAGGGGAUCAGCAGUGUAUAGCACAGGUGGUACUUUGUGGCCUGCCACAGAAUGUAGAUCUUUAAAGAAAUUUAUCACUGAAUCGUUAUUUGAAAUAUUUAUAUAGUAGUCAUGUAACAUUUUAUCAUGCUGAGAAAAUUAUUAUAAUUUCUCCUUAUUAUUCAUGUUAAAAACAGUCUUGUAUACUUUUUGGUCAGAGCUUAUUUUAUGUAUGAUUAUUGGUGUCUGAAGCAUUUACUUGAAUGAAGACGUGUUGGCCAGCAGUGGCUAGAAGUGAUUAAAGAAGUAGGCUACCCAGCUAAAAAUGAUUGUUGCAAAUUACUUUUAUUGUAUCUUGGUAAAACAGAUUAUUUUGUCUCGUCAUAAGUAUGCAAGUGAUUCAACAAUGUUUGUCACACUGAAUGUGAAUUGUGGUACUUUAGUGCAGGGGAUUAAUGUUAUGAGUUGCUAACUAGCUUCAUCCUUUUAUCAUGGGUUUGAUUCCUUCAUUGUACAUUUAGCAUUUGAUUCAGCAAGUCACCUAACCAGAUAGCGCCCUGGGUCUCCUGUAACGAGAUUCUUGUGCCUAGUGGGUUUAUUUGGUUAGCCUUAAAAACUGAACUUCUUUAUUUGAAAGAUAGUUUGUCAUACCUUGUUUUACUUUUUCUUAUUCAUCUGCUUAUUUUGUUAGUGAAGCUGUUUAGGUAAAUGGGAUAUUUUCUUAAUGUAAGUGCAAUUCAUGCUGAUGUCUAAAUAUGAAAAGAGUGCAAUUUAUUAAAGUGAUUUUCAGUGAGAGCAGUUCUCUAAAAGGAACAUAAACUUUGUUACAAGUUUGCUUCCAUCUGUAUAGCACUGGUGAGCUGAACCCCAAAAUUCCGUGUACCAAAGUGAGCUGCUCCAAGCCUUCUGCAUCUUAGGAUGAAUGCAGAGCUAACUGCAGCCACUGUCAUUUUACUUGAAUUACUUCUACUGGGGAGCUGUUUUAGUUGAUACGCCAGCUUAACGGUCUGUUCCAUCUUCUGCAAAAAUCCUCAUGUUUUAUUAUGUUUGGUGCCAUUUUCACGUGAUAGGCCUAUGACAGCAGUGAAUUGUGUUAUGAAAAUGUCCUGUAUUACAGAUUUUAUAAAUGUAGAUGAAGUAAAAAUGAAUAAGUAAUUUGUAGAUGAGUCAGCACCAGUUAUUGGUGCCUGUAGAUAAAUCUAAUGCCUUAUGAUGGGAAUUAUUUAUGAGCUGGAAGUGAUCCAUGUCCCUUCUCCUUUUUUGCCUUUCCCUUAUUUCAGGUAUAACAUUAAACUGCUGAGACAUACAAACAGGAUUCAAAGGAACUUUCAUCUUUUUUUUUUUUUUUUUCAGAUUGUAGGUGUAAGGAGCAGAUCUUUUUUUCAUUUAAUUUCAUGUGCACAUUGCAACAUGCUUAUCAGUAACAGAAUGUUAUUCCACACAUGCUUCCGAAGAGCAUGUAAACGUGUGUAAACCUUUGUGGAAAAAAUCAAACUUCUGUCUUAUUACAAAGUCUUUUUUUGAUUUAAACAAAUGCAUCAUUUUCACAUUUGAUUAUGAUCUGUCCUCUAAAGUCCAACAACGUUUUUAACAGUAAAAUCAUAACAGCUUGC
Protopterus annectens (West African lungfish) is the source of this 3075-nucleotide messenger RNA. It is a transcript of the gene TMED8, whose product is annotated as transmembrane p24 trafficking protein family member 8. The transcript is spliced from 6 exons. Gene Ontology annotation, cellular component: Golgi membrane. The coding region runs from base 423 to 1379 and encodes 318 amino acids. NCBI's taxonomy places the organism in Eukaryota, Metazoa, Chordata, Ceratodontiformes, Protopteridae. The record is from RefSeq and is a predicted model, not a curated record.